AUGGCUCGCCGACUGUGCCGUCUCUCUCGCCUCUUUCCCCUCGUCUCCCUCUCCCCCGCCUCCGCCGCCCCGAAGCUCCCCCACCUCCCCGUCGCCGUAAACCCUAGCCCCGCGCCCGUGCUCCCCUCCUCCUCCGCGUCGCCGUCUCCCGCGCUCCCCCGCCUCUUCUCCUCCUCCGCGGGCGGGUCAAGCAUGGUCGUCGUGGGCUCCGCGGACUCCUUCGCCAGCAUCCUCUCCAAGGUCCAAGAUGAGAAGUUACCGGCUGUGUUCUACUACACGGCGGUGUGGUGCGGACCGUGUAGGGCGAUUGCACCUUUAAUAUCAAAGCUGAGUGGCCAGUAUCCCAACAUACCGGUGUAUAAAGUUGACAUUGACAUGCAAGGGGUUGGAAUCAAGCUGGGGGAUCUGAAAGUGUACUCAGUGCCUACGUUCCAUUUCUAUCACAAGGGGCAGAAGACAAGUGAAGUUGUGGGUGCUGACCCCAAAAAACUUGAAGCAGCUAUGGAGAGUCUCCACAAGCAGCAGCAGUAGAAGCCCCAGAGAAGAGCCUCGGGCUAAGGGACUCUGUUUCCUUCACCUACCUUGCAUGAGGAAGCGUUGCGCACUUUUGGCCUCGUAUUUUCUUAUGUUUCAGUGUUAAGCUAAGUGUUUCGUGUGAAUACGGUGCCAACGUGGUUUGACUAGUGAGUUUUGGAUCUUCAGCUUAGGCAAAAUUAUCCAGAGCUCCGGGUGUUUCUCGUGUUUGGAUUGAGAGUGAAAUGGAGUGGGAAUAAGGAGGGCCUCAAUUUGUGCUCGUCAUAUGGGCUUUUCUUUA
This is a messenger RNA of Panicum hallii, 814 nucleotides long. Its product is annotated as thioredoxin O, mitochondrial. Bases 1 to 531 code for a protein of 176 amino acids. The transcript has 7 exons. NCBI's taxonomy places the organism in Eukaryota, Viridiplantae, Streptophyta, Magnoliopsida, Poales, Poaceae. The record is from RefSeq and is a predicted model, not a curated record.